Dentiscutata erythropus is the source of this 837-nucleotide messenger RNA. NCBI's taxonomy places the organism in Eukaryota, Fungi, Glomeromycota, Glomeromycetes, Diversisporales, Gigasporaceae. The record is from the annotation of a GenBank genome assembly.
AUGCAAAUGGAUACAGCCACUUUUCAAUCUACUACCGCUGACAAUUCGUCCUUCAUGCCAUCUGUAGAUCAACAAAGGCGAAGAAUCAUUAGUCCCCCACCUAAUAUGGAUCUACCUUUCCCACCACAAAUAGUUCCUGAAGAUUUAAUGAAUUGCAAGACUCGCAAGCUUCCUUCAAAACCUCCAAAUGCUUUCUUUAUUUAUCGUAAAGUUUAUACUAAGGAAUUAAUUAAGAGAAAUCUCAGGUUUAAAAUGACUGAUGUUUCUCCUUGGGUUUCGAUCUCGUGGAAGCGUGAACCAGAAGAUGUAAAAAAUAAAUACAAAGAGAUUGCGAAAGAAGUACGCAAACUCUAUAAAAAAUCAAAAUUGGUUCCUGAUCAAUCUGAAAAUAAUGCCCAAUCAUCAAUGUUGCCUUCUCCACCUCUUACCGAUACUCAAUUUUCAACUCCAGAAUUGUCUCAAGACUCAUUAUUUUAUAGUCUUAUGAAUCAUUCUGGGUUACGUACCCCCGAAGAAACUGACUUUGAUGUUUUUGAUAAUACAUCUAUGAACCUCGUUCAAUUAUCAAAUCCUCUUGGAUUCACCAUGCUAUCUGAUGUUGCGGACUCUACAUUGUGGCAAGGUGAUAAUUUUUGUCAAGAAUUACCUUCUAACAUUUAUAAUAAUGUAAACUCCGAAUUGGCUUUCUCUGAAUAUUCUGAAUAUUUCGAGCCUAUACAAACAUUCGAAUACUCUCAAUACUCAGAAACUCAACAACAAUCUGAUAUUGGGCAGGCUUGGACAUACGAAAAUUAUUUAUUCGAUAACAUUCCUCUCGAAUGGGGAAAUCAAUAUUAA